UGGCAUUGACCAGAGGCAGUGUCACUAGAAAAACGAGCCAGGAAGAUUCUUCCACCGAGUGGAUCAGCUGAUCAUGACUAAGAAUUCAUCAAAAGACCCCGUCGAAUUUCCCUUCUUGCUUAAAGGACCAGAGCUGCAAAUUCACCUACCGGUUUCACAACGUCAUGAGAAACAGUUUCGCAUACUCUUGUAGUUCCCGAUAACACAAUCUGGUUUAGGAUACAUAGCUUGAAUUGAGUCGUUCAUGAAGACAAAUUCAUGUGUGACGAACUCCGCCAGAUCACAAAGAGAUUUCCAUGACUCGCCCGGAAAGCAUCCCAUAUUUUUAAACCAUGAGUCCACGACUUGAGAAACAUUCACCGUCACACACUGGGCGGUCCCCGUCUCACUCCUCAGAGGAUGGAGGUUCCCGCUUCGCCUUCGUAACCGAGGGCACCUUGGCUGAAGCUCGCAGUCAUGCAAUGCGGGAGCAUUGGAGGCAGCGCCAACGGCGCAAGCAAAAAUCAGAAGAUCGCCGAACCCAGAGGAAAAUAUUGCCUCACACAAGCCCCGUGGAGAAUAGUAAACCGAAGCCAAACCGCGCUUCUGAACCAGUAGUUGACUAUCAUUGUACCGAGGAUGUGUUCCUACUGCACCAGCCCAGUCCGACUCGUAUAAAGACCAGAUACUCGGAUUACGGCGAAGAAAACACCGAAGCCCAGCAUGCUGGGGUGCCAAUACAGGCCUUAACUGGACUCAACCACGCCCUCGCGUCUUCCAGGCUCGACCCCUUUGAGAUGUUUCCGGUUCAAUUGACAAGUAAACAUCACAAAUUGCUCCAUCACUGGCUAAUUACCCACGCGACUAUGAUGUUCGAAGAUGUCGCCAUUCCGAGCUUCAACCCGAUGAAAGAUGUUUGGUUCCCCCUGGAUCUCUCCAACGCUGCUUCUUUCUAUGGUAUUAUGGCCCACUCAGCAGCUCAUCUGGACCAUCUCUACGCGGGAAUGAACCCUUCAAAAGGAACCGUCUCUGCCGAUGCGUUGAAGUAUAAAUCAGAGGCAGUGAGCAUACUCUCUACAUGGAUGGCCGACCCAGAGAAAUCGCUGAGUAACGAUGCCUUUGCUGCUGUUAUUCGGCUUUUAACAUUUGAGAGAUACUGGGGGACGGAAGAGGAGUGGAUGGUGCAUCGCACUGGCCUUCAAAGAAUGAUUGACGCACGGGGUGGUAUUGAUAAACUGCACGAUAAUUGGCGGCUGGAGCUUGUCGUUUAUCUUGUCUCCUUAAUGUCCAAACCAACGUGGUUCGCGUCGUCGAACAACAUAUCAGAAAUAUCCGAACAGUCCUUCCACAAUGCCGCGAAAGCAGCAUUAGUGGAUACACAGAAAGUCCGCUGCCUAUGGCUGAUAUCAUUCAUCCAGGACAUGCGAACUCUCAUGGCAUUUUCAUCUCGGCUAUAUAUGGACGGUCUUGCGUCUUACCCCUCUCUGUACGAUGCCGUUUUACUCCUACGGUCGAAUUUCCACCUAGCCAACGAGAGUCCUCCCCAGACUGCCAGUUUUCCCUCCGACUACGAUAGACUGGCUUGCCUAUUCUCCAUCUGCAUAACGAUGCAAGAAUCCAUAUCCCGCUCGCAUGUCACGGCAGCGUUACCCGCGCCUGAGAUUCAUAACGACAUGGCAUUACUGGAUGUGGCUCUUGCAACCUCGCGAAACGUAUGGGAAACAUCAGUGUACAGUCUGCGUGCAUUCCUGCAUCACCACUUCGUGGCAUAUCACCCAGACGGAGCCGCGAAGAUCGACUAUGUCAUGAAGAUGACGGACGUUCUGGGCCAUCUGAGUCUUGAGGCACGUAGGGGUGUCGAAAAGUGUCUUUUGAAUAUGCUGUGUCGUGCACAGGAGGGCAAGCUAUUUUUCUUAGCUGAUGAUAGCUGGACUCCUGAUUCGCUGCUGUCGUCUGUGCACGGCCAGUAAUUUUUUGUGGUCUUUCUUUCCUUUUUUUUCUGUUUUCAUGCUUUCUUCGAGCUGACUGCU
Molecule: messenger RNA, 2009 nt
Organism: Aspergillus pseudonomiae
Lineage: Eukaryota; Fungi; Ascomycota; Eurotiomycetes; Eurotiales; Aspergillaceae
Exons: 5
Coding region: 333-1949 (538 amino acids)
Source: RefSeq, a predicted model, not a curated record